ACUAAAGUCUCUGGGAUCACUGAGCUAACCUCUAGUCAACAGUUUAGUUCGUUAAGAAGAUUAAUUAUUUUCUAGAUUUUCAAAUUAAAAUAAUUCAAAAUGAGUAAAGCACAUCCUCCAGAACUCAAAAAAUACAUGGACAAACGUCUUUCACUAAAAUUAAACGGUGGAAGACAUGUAAUUGGAAUUUUACGUGGUUUUGACCCUUUUAUGAACAUGGUAAUUGAUGAAAGCGUAGAAGAAUGUAAAGGUGGAGUAAAAAAUAAUAUUGGUAUGGUGGUAAUUCGAGGAAACAGUGUAAUAAUGUUAGAGGCGUUAGAUAGAAUAUGAGUUAAUAGUAUAAUUAUAAAUUUAUUUUUCCAUAAUAUGAAAUUUCGAAUAAAAACUACUUUAUUAAAUAUAUA
Polistes dominula (European paper wasp) is the source of this 404-nucleotide messenger RNA. It is a transcript of the gene SNRPG, whose product is annotated as small nuclear ribonucleoprotein G. Gene Ontology annotation, molecular function: RNA binding. NCBI's taxonomy places the organism in Eukaryota, Metazoa, Arthropoda, Insecta, Hymenoptera, Vespidae. The record is from RefSeq and is a predicted model, not a curated record. Gene Ontology annotation, biological process: spliceosomal snRNP assembly; mRNA splicing, via spliceosome. Gene Ontology annotation, cellular component: precatalytic spliceosome; U2-type prespliceosome; U5 snRNP.